UCUCCACUCUCCAAUGGAACACUGCACUACACACCUCAGUCCUAAAGUCACUAACACUGUAACCACAGUCUAAGAAUACUGUCGGCAGAGACAAACAACUUCCUCUAUUUCUUGCUUUUUUCUUUUUCUUGUUUACACACUAACCUCGGUUUCUCCGCUUAGUCGGAAACUGAGGAUUUGAGGUGGUUAUAAUUGUAGUACUGACCCACAUUUCACUUAGUUACAUUAUGGAAACUCACUGCCCAAAUUUUAGUUUCACUAGUUUUUACUCUGUGGUUGCUGGGGUUGUGUUUUUUUGGGCAGUCAUUGCUUCUGCUGGCCCUCUCCGACGUGUUGAGGACACACAUUGGUACCCUGCUACUGCCACUUGGUACGGCAGCCCCGAAGGCGACGGCAGUACCGGUGGGGCAUGUGGGUACGGGAAUAUGGUGGAUGUGAGGCCGUUCAGGGCAAGAGUAGGAGCAGUGAGUCCAAUUUUGUUUAAAAAUGGUGAAGGAUGUGGGGCCUGCUAUAAAGUUAAGUGUUUGGACCGUUCCGUUUGUUCAAGAAGAGCUGCGACGGUGAUUAUUACAGAUGAAUGUCCCGGUGGGUACUGCUCCGGCGGCAGAGUUCACUUUGACCUUAGUGGCGCCGCCUUUGGUCACAUGGCUGUUUCUGGUUACGGCGGUAGCCUCCGUGACCGUGGUGUUAUCUCCGUCAUUUACCGCCGAACUCCAUGUAAGUACCCUGGAAAGAACAUAGCCUUCCAUGUAAAUGAAGGCUCAACACCUUACUGGCUUUCUCUUCUUGUGGAAUUUGAGGAUGGAGAUGGUGAUGUUGGAUCCAUGCAUAUUAGAGAGGCGAAGUCGAAUGUAUGGUUAGAGAUGACACAUAUAUGGGGAGCAAAUUGGUGCAUAAUUGGAGGACCAUUGCAAGGACCUUUUUCAGUGAAGUUAACAACACUCUCAACUGGCAAAGCCCUCUCAGCAAGAGAUGUUAUUCCAGGCAAUUGGUCUCCUAAAGCUACUUACACCUCUCGCCUUAACUUCUUCUAAUUGGCUCCCAAUUUACUGAAGAAUUAAUAUACCAAUGCCUCUCUCAAGUAGUAGCUUUUUAUGUCUUUUUUUUAAAAGGAAAAGUAGCCGUUCGGAUCAGCAUAAAAAAGUAUCCAAGGCUCUUUCCUUCUUCUUUUUCCUACUUUUGUUGUUGUGUGUAACUGCUAGUAGCCCUCUCCAAAGGAGAGUGAGCGCUUUACCUUGUGUUUCUUCUUUUGUUUGGGUGUAAUAAGUGUGUGGUGCUAUGUUAAUUUGUUGGGCUGUAGGUUAAGUUUAGUGGGGUCCUAUUCUGUGAGUUUUAACUGAGGAUAGGACCAAAUGAAUGCACAUGUAAUGUAAUGUUGCUUGAUAUGGAAACAUGAAUGAAUGAUGUGGGGACCUUCUGCCCUUUGGGUAGUUUGGUUCUGUUUCCUACUAUA
This is a messenger RNA of Nicotiana tabacum (common tobacco), 1453 nucleotides long. Its product is annotated as expansin-B3. Gene Ontology annotation, cellular component: plasmodesma; extracellular region. Lineage: Eukaryota; Viridiplantae; Streptophyta; Magnoliopsida; Solanales; Solanaceae. Gene Ontology annotation, biological process: sexual reproduction. The record is from RefSeq and is a predicted model, not a curated record.